Lampris incognitus (smalleye Pacific opah) is the source of this 1804-nucleotide messenger RNA. RefSeq names its product AFG1 like ATPase b (gene afg1lb). The transcript is spliced from 13 exons. Lineage: Eukaryota; Metazoa; Chordata; Actinopteri; Lampriformes; Lampridae. Gene Ontology annotation, molecular function: ATP hydrolysis activity; ATP binding. The record is from RefSeq and is a predicted model, not a curated record. Gene Ontology annotation, cellular component: mitochondrion; cytoplasm. The coding region runs from base 194 to 1804 and encodes 536 amino acids.
CGAUAUAGCUAUAGUCAAACAUAUAUAUGUAUAUUCACGACAUUUACUCUGGUGUUUCUAUGUAAACACUGUAAAGUUAUUUGCAAAUGAAGAAUCGUCGCUUUUGCGGUCUUGUUUUUCUCGCUCGUGACUUGACACGCCGUUGACGUAAUCCAACGCGCGAGCGAAUAAAGUUUUGUUAUUUUGAAACAACAUGGCGGCUUACUUGUCUCCACUGAGUCGGUGCUUGGUCAAAUACAUGAUAACAGACACGUUGCCGACGCCAAGUAAAUAUCGGUGUCUUGCCCGCAGACACGUUUUGAGGGGUUACCCUCCGUGCACAAGCAGUUCACCAGGAUCAUCGUGUCCCACACAGUCCCCUGCCUCCAGGUUUUGUUCCCAUAGUAAAUCUGUUGGACUCUAUGACAGCCUGGUUCAUCGUGGCUUGCUGAAGGAGGACGGUCAGCAGAGACACGUCUUGCAGCAGCUGGCUCAACGACAGAGGACUCUGAAGAACUACUGCAACAGCAUCUAUUUGAAUCCAUCUGCUCCUAAUGAGGAGCCAAGGGAUGGCAGCACCAACCUAAACAACGGAAAAGACCCCAAAUUGAGAGAAACUCAAAAUGAAGGCGAUGCAUCCCCGGAAAAGGAGGAACCAGCUCCACCCCCACCUCCACCACCACCCAGGGGCUUCUAUAUCUAUGGAGACAUUGGCACCGGGAAGACCAUGCUCAUGGACAUGUUUUACUCCGGUGUGGAGAACGGAUGUAAAAAGAGAGUCCACUUCAACAGCUUCAUGUUGGACAUCCACAAAAGGAUCCAUCAGCAGAAACAAAGCCUGCCAAAACGAAGGCUAGGGAAAAUGUUCACCUAUGACCCCAUAUCGCCGGUUGCCAUGGAGAUUAGCAAUGAAACCUGCCUCUUGUGCUUUGACGAGUUUCAGGUGACAGACAUCGCCGAUGCAGUGAUCCUGAAGCAGCUGUUUGAGACCCUGUUUAAGACGGGCGUAGUGGUGGUGGCCACCUCCAACAGGCCCCCUGAUGAUCUGUACAAAAACGGACUUCAGAGGGACACCUUUCUGCCUUUCAUCGACAUGCUAAAGGAUUACUGCCAGACCAUCUGCCUGGACUCUGGGACUGACUACAGGAGGCUCGACCAAACUGCAGCAGGGAAACUGUACUAUCUCACAAGUGAACCUGAUGCAGAAGCCUUCGUGGAUGUGCUGUUUGAUGAGCUGGCGUUGAGACAAAAGAGUGUCCCGGGGCCCAGGGUCCUGACAGUGCAGGGCAGAGAAGUGACCCUGGAGAAGACCUGUGGCUCCAUCGCCUUUUGUACUUUUGAGGAGUUGUGUGGCAGACCUCUGGGCGCCGGGGACUACCUUGAGAUGGCGCGGGUCUUUGACACGGUGUUCAUCCGCUACAUUCCCAUGCUGACGCUGACCCUCAAAGACCAGGCCAGACGUUUCAUCACCCUCAUGGACACCUUCUAUGACCACAAGGUGAGGGUGGUCCUGCUGGCGGCGGCCCCUCUGGACCAGCUGUUUGUCCACUCUGGAGGAGAAGACAUGAGGGACCGACAGCUGCUGGAUGACCUCGGCCUCAGAGGGGAGGCCGGGGAGCGUCUGACUCUGUUCACAGCCGAAGAGGAGGUCUUUGCCUUCCAGAGGACCGUCUCCAGACUGAUGGAGAUGCAAACCGAAAGGUACUGGACUCAGGGAGACCGCAGCAACAGCAAGACACAGACCAACACACCUGAAGUCCAUCCUGACAAGCAUUCCCCUCCACAUUCUGUGUUAUUACAGCCUGAGUUUACAAAUGGAAAAUAA